This is a messenger RNA of Cygnus atratus (black swan), 1800 nucleotides long. Its product is annotated as lipase member M-like. The record is from RefSeq and is a predicted model, not a curated record. The transcript is spliced from 8 exons. Gene Ontology annotation, molecular function: hydrolase activity, acting on ester bonds. Bases 101 to 1369 code for a protein of 422 amino acids. Lineage: Eukaryota; Metazoa; Chordata; Aves; Anseriformes; Anatidae.
UCUGACACAACACGCUCCUUUUAAUGCUGGUGUUGAUAGAGCUGCCACCAUUCCCACCACCAGCCUGAUCAGAUACGACAGUGGGCUCUGCCUGAGCCAAAUGAUCUGCUACAGAGGGUACCCCAGUGAGGAGUAUGAAGUCCUGACUCGUGAUGGUUACUACGUCAGACUGAACAGAAUUCCUCAUGGGAGAGAGAAGCCUGGAAACAGAGGCCCCAAACUAGUCGUGUUUCUUCAGCAUGGGCUACUCGGUGAAGGCAGCAACUGGGUUGAAAAUCUGUCUAACAACAGCCUUGGCUUCAUACUAGCAGACUCUGGCUACGAUGUCUGGCUGGGAAACAGUCGGGGAACACGCUGGUCCCAGAGACACCAGCAUCUUUCCACUGAUCAGGUUGAAUUCUGGGAUUUCAGUUUCCAUGAAAUGGCUAUGUAUGACCUCCCAGCAAUGAUCAACUUUGUUCUGCGGAAGACCGGCCAGAAGCAGAUAUAUUACGUGGGCUACUCUCAGGGUGCCUCUAUUGGAUUCAUAGCAUUUUCAUCCAUGCCAGAACUGGCUCAGAAAGUCAAAAUGUUUUUUGCCCUGGCUCCUGCAGUGAUAAUUAAGCACGCCAAAAGUCCAGUUAUGAAAAUGUCGUUCCUGCUUGACAGACAAUUCAAGGUAUUUCAGCUCCUGCUGGGCCAAACAGACGCCUCACUGCGAAUGAGGAAGCUCUGGAGAUUUCUUCCUGACCUGUGCAGGCACCCAGUCUUGCACAAGCCCUGCGCCACCCUGUUGUUCCUGCUGGGAGGCUACAAUGAGAAGAACCUCAACAUGACCCGGCUGGAUGUAUACACAGCCCACUAUCCUGACAGGACUUCUGUCAAAAACAUGAUACACUGGGCCCAGGUGAUGACCUCAGGAGACUUCAAAGCCUUUGACUAUCGCAGUGAAAACCAAGCCAUAUACCACCAGGUAGGAGGAGGCUGCAGCGCUGGUGUCUGGAGGCGGGAGGUGGGCAGGUGGCAGGGGCGGGGGCCGGGGAAGCCCCCCUGCGUUCAUCCCACGGGAUGUCCCCAUCCAAAACCACUGCCAGCCUCAUGCCGAGUCUGUCCCAGGUGUUGCAGGGCUGGGUUAGCUUGUGGGGGUUCUCAGACGUGUCUGUGUCUCUCCAGGAGAUACCUCCCUCUUACCAGCUGGAGAAGAUGCCCGUGCCCACUGCAGUGUGGUCAGGGGGUGAGGACUGGGCAGUCAACUGGAGGGACGUGCACCUGCUGCUGCCCCGCAUCGCCCACGUCAUCUCCUACGUGCACAUCGCCGACUGGAACCACUGGGACUUCAUCUGGGGCUUGGACGCCCCCGGCCGCCUCUACAGCCACAUCCUGGCCCUGAUGGAGAGGUCUCGGUAGAGCGGGACCCGGCUCAGCAGGCCGGCUGCAUCUGGACACGGGGAGGCUGGGGGCCGAGAGCAGCCCCUGGCUGUGGCACAGAGGAGAGGGAUCGAGCCAAGCCUUUCUCAGCUGCCACAGGCGAUGCAAGGAGGGGCCCCAGCCUUGGGCUGCGGCCCAGGGGGCUCGGGUUGGAUGCGGGGAACCCGGGGCCAGCUGACAGCGAUGCCACCGCCAAGCCGCCUGCUCCUGCUCUGCAUGUCCCCGCCCUGCUGCUUGCUGCAAAGCCCCGGAGACAGUUAAAGGCCACAACACCCAUACGCGCGCAUACAGAACAACAACAGAAAAAAAAACGAAACAAAACAAAAAAAUUGCUCGGAGGGGCCUUCUCUCGCACGGGACGAGCCGGGCCUGUGGCCGCGCCGCAGCUCCACG